CUGCUCGCGUGUCCCGUCUGCCUCUGGUGGGCCGGCCCUGGAGCGAGGCUGGCGGUCAGCGGAGGCGGUGACAACCCCUUCACACCUCAGCUGGAAGCUCGUGACUCCGGCGCCAUCCCUCUAUGGGUCCAUCAUACUGGCAGCUGUUGUCGGCGCGCUGCUGUUGUUACUGCUCAUCUUCGCACUAUACAAAGUGAGUAG
This is a messenger RNA of Danaus chrysippus (African queen), 201 nucleotides long. NCBI's taxonomy places the organism in Eukaryota, Metazoa, Arthropoda, Insecta, Lepidoptera, Nymphalidae. The record is from the annotation of a GenBank genome assembly.